GACUGACUGUCAGGCAUGUUGUUUGGCUUCCGAACAGGUAGUGCUCGUCAGGCCUGGCCACGCGGAACUCCAACACACAAAAAGCUUCGAUCAAACGUCUCAUCUCGACCCCUCGAGUGCUAGAUUCGGUCUCCACGCUCACUCCACUCACACUCACCCACUGCACCUAGCUGGUCACACUCACUAGUCACUUGAGCGGCUGAGCUGAGCAGAGCUUGCUCUCCUGGGAUAGGAACUAACAAUGCCGACGCUCCGCCGUUACCCCGCCGCGCUGCUGCUUCUCGCCAUCAGCGCCCGCCUCCUCCUGCUGCCCGCGGCGGCGUCGGCAUUGCCCGACCCGGCGUCGCUCGAGCCGACACUGCUCUUCCCGUCCACGGGCGCCGCCGCCGCCGCCUCGCAGACGCAGCCACAGACACCCGCCGCGGGGGGCUCCACAAUCCCGGCCUUCCCGGAGCAGUCAGAGGCCGCCGCCUCCACCUCCGUCUGCCAGCUCGCCCCGUCCCCUCCGCUCCUCCCCGCCGUCCUCGCGUCCUGCAACGCCGACGCCGGCGGGAGCGGGAGCGGGGGCGCGCUCCCGCCGCGGCUGCGCUGCUGCCCGGCCCUCGCCGCGUGGCUGUACGCCGCCUACGCGCCCACCGCGCUGUCGGGCCCCGGCGCCGGGGGGGAACCGGCGGCCGCAGUGGCCGCGUCGGCGGAGGCUGCCGCCGUUGUGGACAUGCCGGUGCUCCCCGACGACGCGGAGGAGUGCGCGGGCGCGGCGGACCGCGCGCUGCGGGCGGCCGGGGCGGCACUCCCGCGGCCGCAGCCACGGGGCGGGAGCGCCGGCGGCGCUGGCAACGGCACGGCGGCGUGCGACGUGGCGUUCUGCUACUGCGGGGUGAGGCUGCGGCGGCCGCUGUGCCCGGCGCCGGAGGGCCGGAUGGCGAGGAGGCUCGAGAGGGACUGCGCGCUGCCGGGCAUCUCCGGCUGCUCCAGGUGCCUCCGGGCGCUCAACAAGGUGACUGACACUCGAGAGCUUUCUUCACCUAUUCCCUUGGAUUGGAUGCUUCUUGUCUGCUGCAUUGGACUUGGACAAGCUGAGCGGGAAGGGCAACGCCACGGCGCCGGCGAAGGCGAGGGAGGAGCGGCGCGAGGACUGCCGGGUCAUGGGCCUCACGUGGCUGCUGCAGCGGAACGCCACGCGGCACCGGGAGGCGGCCACGGCGGUGAUCCAGGCGCUCAUGGCGGCCGACGCCGACGGCCGCCCGGCCCCGGCCACCUGCGCGCUCCCCGCCGGCGACGAGCUGCCAGUGGCCGUGGGCUCCUCGCAGAUCAACGGCGCCGCGGCCGCGUCGUCGUCCCCCGUCGCCGUCGGCCGUCUGCUCCUCGCCGUGCUUGGAGCUUCCCUCGCCUCGGUGUCGCGGUGCUUCUGAGUUCUGAAUGGCUUGACAUUGAUCCGUGUCGUUUGUCGCAUCGCAUGUCCCUCUUUAAUUUGUUAUGUGCUUAGCGCUUUGCAGUGUAGCUCAGGGAAGAUUAAGUUAUAUAAGCUGUCAGUUGGUUGGACACCGUUGAGCGUUGAUGUAAUUAGUUAUAUGUGUUUGUCAUCACCUGAUCGAUUGCGUGGCAUGAUGAAUGCAUCCCAGUUUCAAGAAAGACUUUGUAAUUGA
Messenger RNA from Panicum virgatum (switchgrass), 1646 nucleotides. RefSeq lists its product as uncharacterized. The coding region runs from base 242 to 1486 and encodes 414 amino acids. NCBI's taxonomy places the organism in Eukaryota, Viridiplantae, Streptophyta, Magnoliopsida, Poales, Poaceae. The transcript has 2 exons. The record is from RefSeq and is a predicted model, not a curated record.